UCCUUCCAAUAACCAGACCUCCAUGACCGAUUUCAACUCCAAAUUCGAGAGAGAUUUGAGUUGAAUCAACCAUGGCAACUGCUCCCAACAGCUACCCAUCUAUCUGUGCUUCCCCGCCAUUACCAAGAACGCUAAACUCAUCAACGAAACAAACCUUGUCUUUCGUUACCUCUCAGUUCAAGCAAACAUCACAUAAGAAUCCCCAAACACUAAGAUUUUCAAUCAGGUUAGGGAAUUCGAAUUUGGAGAAACAGUCGAUUUUGGUUGUUAGAGCAUCGGAGACCGACUCAUCAUCGACGGAAAACGGGGGAGAAGAAGAAGAGAGGUAUGAAGAGUAUGAGGUAGAGAUUGAGCAGCCUUAUGGUUUGAAAUUCGCAAAGGGUAGAGAUGGUGGAACCUACAUUGAUGCAAUUGCACCUGGAGGAUUUGCUGAUAAGACUAAGAUGUUCUCUGUUGGUGACAGAGUUCUUGCCACCAGUGCAGUAUUUGGAACAGAGAUAUGGCCUGCAGCUGAAUAUGGAAGAACCAUGUACACCAUUCGCCAAAGAAUCGGCCCUCUGCUUAUGAGAAUGCAAAAGAGAUAUGGGAAGAUGGAGGAUUCAGGCGAACUAACAGAAAAGGAGAUCAUCAGGGCCGAGAGAAAUUCUGGAGUAGUUAGCAGCAAAGUUAGGGAAAUCCAAAUGCAAAAUUACUUGAGGAAGAAGGAACAAAAGGAAACUCGAACAAGGGAUCUUCGUGAAGGCCUGCAGCUUUACAAGAGUGCCAAAUUCGAAGAGGCAUUGGAAAAGUUCGAGUCUGUUUUGGGGUCAAAACCAGAGCUUGAUGAAGCUUCGGUAGCAAGUUACAACGUUGCAUGCUGCUAUUCUAAGCUUAAUCAGAUACAAGCCGGACUUUCUGCUCUAAAAGAUGCUAUGCAAGCAGGAUACGAAGAUUUCAAGCGGAUCCGUACUGACCCUGAUCUAGAGAAUGUAAGGAAAUCCGAGGAGUUUGAGCCGUUGAUGAAAAAAUACGACGAGUCAUUUAUCAACGAGAACGCGUUAAAUGCGAUUAAAUCGUUGUUUGGGUUCAACAAGAGUUAGAAUCUACACGUGUUAGUGUGGUUAGACCCAAAUCAAACGGCCAUCAGGUUUUUGUUUAUAGAAUAUGUUCAUCCAUCUUGAAUGAAGUUCCAUAUUCUUUUUUUGUUUUGUUCAAUUGUGCAUAACAUUAAUUACCAUGAAAUCAACUUUAUAUUAUAAAUCUCGUCGGUUGGCGUC
Molecule: messenger RNA, 1256 nt
Organism: Cynara cardunculus var. scolymus (artichoke)
Lineage: Eukaryota; Viridiplantae; Streptophyta; Magnoliopsida; Asterales; Asteraceae
Product: protein MET1, chloroplastic
Exons: 7
Coding region: 72-1079 (335 amino acids)
Molecular function (GO): protein binding
Source: RefSeq, a predicted model, not a curated record